Messenger RNA from Zymoseptoria tritici IPO323, 619 nucleotides. Its product is annotated as VanZ domain-containing protein. The annotation marks the transcript as partial. Lineage: Eukaryota; Fungi; Ascomycota; Dothideomycetes; Mycosphaerellales; Mycosphaerellaceae. The record is from RefSeq and is a predicted model, not a curated record. The transcript is spliced from 3 exons.
GCAACUACAACCUGCGCUUGUCCACCGGCAUGAGUCUGGAUGCCUUCAUGUCUUCGUUGCGGAUAAGAAAGCCCUUCCUAGCUGCCUUUGGAUUCUUGGUCGGAGCGAGCGCAUAUCUCGGACUCUCCACACAGAAGUUGCCGCAGUAUGGGCAAAGCGACAAAGGCCUACAUCUUGUGACGUUCUUCCUUUUGACGAUCACCUUCUACUGGAUCUUGGAAACCUCUCGACGACGUUGCAUCAACCUAUCACUUCUCGUUUGCACGGCCGGACUUGGAAUCGGUUCAGAAGUCGUGCAAGGGCUCCUGCCCAAUGGCCGAGACUUCGAUCCUUACGACAUCCUCGCGAACGUGGUCGGUAGCGGUUUGGCUUUGGGAUUGAGCUCGUGGUAUCAUAGGCGGAUGCUUGAGCGGAAACGAAAGAACAAACACUACGACAUUGUGCCUGGAGAGGAACUUGGUGAUGAAGAUCACGCCGCAGAACGAGACGUUGAACUUGGAGUGGUUGGUGAUCAGGAGACGGGCGUGGUACAUGGAGAUAGCCAAGCCGGCGCUGGAGCCGGCAAGACUGUGACUGAAGAGCUCGACAAUUGGGAUGAGAAUGCGGAGGACUGGGAUGA